Messenger RNA from Sceloporus undulatus (fence lizard), 2389 nucleotides. RefSeq names its product SPT3 homolog, SAGA and STAGA complex component (gene SUPT3H). Gene Ontology annotation, molecular function: transcription coactivator activity; protein heterodimerization activity. The transcript has 14 exons. Bases 127 to 1260 code for a protein of 377 amino acids. Lineage: Eukaryota; Metazoa; Chordata; Lepidosauria; Squamata; Phrynosomatidae. The record is from RefSeq and is a predicted model, not a curated record. Gene Ontology annotation, biological process: transcription by RNA polymerase II.
UCGCUCGCGCUCCCGGCCAGGAUCCUGUACCCCUCACCACCAUGGAAGUUGAAGGCUGACUGUAGAUGGAAACCUAACCAUACUGCCAUCCGAGAGAUGCAGCAUUAGCAAAGGGACUUCAGAAAUAUGAACAAUACUGGAGCUAGCCCAAUGUCAACUGUUCCAUCAAGCAGUGGAAGAGGGCCUGCAAAAUCAACUAACUUUACUCCUGAAUUGCAAACUAUGAUGUUUUCUUUAGGAGAUGCUCGCAGGCCUCUUCAUGAAUCAGCAGUAUUAGUAGAAGACAUUGUCCACACUCAGCUGAUUAAUUUGUUACAGCAAGCCUCCGAAGUUUCUCAGAUGAGAGGAGCAAGAGUUAUAUCUGCUGAAGAUCUUAUUUUUUUGAUGCGCAAAGAUAAGAAGAAGCUCAGAAGGUUGCUGAAAUAUAUGUUAUUCCGAGAUUACAAAUCUAAAAUUGUCAAAGGCAUUGAAGAAGAUGAUCUUCUUGAAGAUAAACUCAGCAACGGCUCCAACAAACGCCAGAAAAUUGCUCAAGACUUUCUUAUCUCUAUUGAUCAGACUGGGGAACUGUUGGUCUUGUUUGAAGAUGAUGAGGUUGAUGAUGUUAAACAAGAGAGAAUGGAGAGGGCAGAAAGACAAGCUCGAAUGAUGGACUCUGUACAAUAUGCAGAAUUCUGUGAAAGUCGUCAGUUGAGCUUUUCCAAGAAAGCUUCUAAGUUUCGAGACUGGCUAGACUGCAGCAGCAUGGAAAUAAAGCCAAAUGCAGUUGCUAUGGAAAUUUUGGCUUAUUUAGCUUAUGAGACUGUAGCACAGCUGGUGGACCUAGCCCUUUUGGUGAAGCAGGAAAUGACUCCUAAAGCUGGUGACCCCUUUAGUCAUGCAAUAUCUGCUACUUUCAUUCAGUAUCACAAUUCUGCUGAGAUGCAUGUAGUAGGACAGACAGCAAGUACGAAGCCCAGCCCGGACUCUCCUGAAAACACACCACCUCCAACGCCCACUCCUCCUUCAACAGGCCCACAGCUCUUUGGAAAAAUUCAGUCUGGAACCAUGGGGAAUGGUAGCCUCGGACAAGAGUCCUCCAGAGUUAAACAGCGAAAGAGGAAAAAAAGUACUGCAGCAUGUGGUGGAGAAGCCCAAAGUGAUGCCAUCCAGCCUGCCCACAUCAGAGAAGCCAUUCGACGCUAUAGCAACAAGAUUGGGCCACUUUCCUCAUACACAAGUGCCUACCGCAGAAAUGGGAUGACGUUUCUUGCUUGCUAGUAUGGAUGUGGCUACAGCAACAGAAAAGACAGUGUUAUAUUGAGCAGCAAGAAUACUGUAUGCAAAAUAUCAGAAGCAGUAAGAAAUUCCAAAUGUUGAAGAAUGAGAAGAAAAACUAAUGGAUCUUCCUACAUCAGAUGAAUUGACAACUUGACAAAAGAAAAUUUAACUCAAAUGUAUAUGAAUACCUGGCAACCACUUAUAGAUUAUGUAAAAAAAAGAUUGGGAGACAGUGAAGUUAUUGGUUUUGGUGUUUAAAUAUGAAUUCUUUGUUAUGUUGUGUUAGCGUAAUGGAAGUAUGUUAGCAUAAAUAGAAGUUAAUUAGAGAGGAAAAUUGUAUGGUAGAAUUGUUGACUAAAGCUAGGAAUGUGCUGGAAGUCAUUCGGAUAAAAUAGGGGAGGGGUUUGGGAAUGACAACAUGUUAGAUAUUCUGUUCAGGCUUGUUAGUUAAUAUAGUUAAUUUGUUCAUUAACCACUUUUUUUAGUAUUUUGUUGAAUUAGCUGUUGUGCUCUAUUAUUCCAUCUUGCUACCAUUCAGCACUCCAGAUCUUUCUUCAUGAAGAAGACAAAACCUUUCUUCACUACAUUACUUUUAUUUUUUGUGUGUUUCAUUAUCUCUUCUAUUAUUAUUUGUUUUGACCUUUCUUAUUAAGUUCAUGUACAUGAGUUUACAAUAUUAUCUUCAGUUGUAAUUGUGUUCUCAGUGUUCCGUAACAAAAUGCACUCUUUUGUUUUCCCAAGCGCUACAUAGAAGCUGAGUCUGUGAAUUUGUCUGACUUUUACAUGGGAUUUUCUUUUUUCUUUUUAACAAUUAUAGUGGGAAUGUAACACCAGGUGUAUGAUGAGAUCUGAAAGGAUUUUGGUGCAACUUCAGUGGAGUCAGUCAUAGGGGCCCAGGAUUUGACAGUGGACACUGUUAGUGAAUUGUUAUAUAGACCCACAGUGAGCAAAUGUUGCAGCAGACAAUGUAGUUCUUUUUCUGUUGAAGUAUCACAAUUGCCAUUUUCAAUAUUACACUGCCCAGCAUAACUGUUCUUUAAAAACAUUUUUGCAUGUCAUUUUUCUGGAACUAAUCUGCAUGUUGAAAAACUAAAAAUAAUGUGUACAAUAAAGAAGAACAAAAAUCUGA